Messenger RNA from Ooceraea biroi (clonal raider ant), 2230 nucleotides. Its product is annotated as Hexamethylene bisacetamide inducible. Gene Ontology annotation, molecular function: 7SK snRNA binding; cyclin-dependent protein serine/threonine kinase inhibitor activity. Lineage: Eukaryota; Metazoa; Arthropoda; Insecta; Hymenoptera; Formicidae. The record is from RefSeq and is a predicted model, not a curated record. Gene Ontology annotation, cellular component: nucleoplasm; nucleus; cytoplasm. Gene Ontology annotation, biological process: negative regulation of transcription by RNA polymerase II; negative regulation of cyclin-dependent protein serine/threonine kinase activity.
GUCGCGCCUCGCUAUCGCGCGGAGAAUCGUGGACAAAUCAAACAUGGCGAUUCAGUCGCUGUUUACGGUGCGGACGUACGGUUCCUAGUGCCGUGGCGGCGGGUAUCAGUGCACGAGAGAGACUUUCUAAGGGUGAUGUGUAUUUGUGCCAUCGCGAAUUGACAGAUUUCGAUACGUAUUGCGAGAAUGGAGACGGCCGAGGCGGAGACGACGGCAGAGAAAGCGCCGGGCGGCGCCGAUGGGGUACGUGACGCGAAGGGCGUAAAAUCGGAGCCGACGCCUGCGGCGUCAUCGCUCCCGAUCGCUGAGCGAGUGCCGCCACCUGUCGCCGAGAACAAUGCGAACAACGUCAAGAACUCCAACUACUCCAACGGAAAGAACCGUCCAAAGUCAUUUAUAAAGGCUUGCGGAAGAUUGGAAAGUGGCAGCGGUAGUGGCGAUCAGGAUGGUGGUCAGCACGACGAUGGAAUGGACACCGCAGCGAAGAAGAGGAAAACCCGCAGGGGUAAACCGAAGCAUAGGAAACUAAAACCAUACUCGAAACAAUUGUCCUAUCAACAACAAUUACGGAGCAGAUCAAUCAACAGGAUUGCGAAAACUGGCAGGCAACCGCCAGCGCCGUACAAUACUACCCAAUUUCUUAUGGCUGAUCACAGUGAUCUACCUGACCUUGAGCAAAAGCUGUCGGAAGCCGCGUCGCUGGAAGUACCUGCUAUGUUUCAAAAACCGUCAGCACCACCGCGUACUCGCGACUCUAGUUUCAGCGUAGAUUCCGACGAAGACUACUUCUACUCGUCACCAGAGGAUGAACAAGAAUUCCUGACAAAGGAGUUCUCAACCGCGUACGAAGCUCUCCACGAAGAGAGAUUGAGCACCUUGACGAAAGCACAGUUGAUACAGGAGUACAGGCAAUUAGAAGCAAAAAUGGACUCGCUGACAAAAAGACGUAGUAAAACCAUUCAUCAGGUAGAGGAGAAGGAUCCAGAAAAUAAGAAUGUGUCUACGGACUCGGAAUUAGCGAAGAAAUUGAAGCUGUGUCAACAACGGAUUGACGAUUUGGUGCAGCAAAACGAACAGCUCAGACGGGAGAACGAGAUGUUACGUAACAAGAAGAGAUUACGCAGGAGGAGCUCCGAGUCGAGUGUUGACAGUGAAAGCGACAGCGACAGUUCUAGUAAUAGCAACCAAAGUGAAUGCAGUUGCUCUUUCUCAAGCGCGGGAACAUCUCCUAAGCACACUUAUAAGGGUAGAUUAGAUAAUAACGUAAGAGCAGAUCGCAAGAGCGACAGCAGCGAUACUAGCCGAACCGACGGAAGUCCCGGAACAUCUAUAACGCCUACCAAUUUUUCUAACGGUCAUAUGAUUAUGAACGAAACUGGUAGUUUUCCAACGUAGACUCUCUUCUCGCGGUUUCUCCACGUGUCUAUUAACAUGUUAUGUUCGAUAUUAUGAAAUUCCCCACAGUAUAUACAUGCAUAUCAGGCUAUAUGCAUCUAUUCUAUAUAUCUGUCCGGAUAUAUUUAAAACAGCGGCAUUUGCUUAUGAAUUUUGUUUUGAUGGCGUAUAGGAUUUGAUCCGGUUGUUUUGCUAAACAAAAAAUCUCAUUAAGCUAUCGUUUGUUAUCCCAUUACAGUCGACUUUUCGUUUCUUUCUUAAGACUGUGUAUACAUAGUUGCGCGUAUACAUACAUGUAUAACUAAACUAAAUGAUAAAUAUAGGAUUAAUAUUACAUAGGGAAGAACUGUAAUCUUUCUCACGUCUGUGUUUGUAUUAUUCCGUUAUCUGCUUGGCGAAAUCUACAUUUACCGCGCGCGCGCAUCGUGCAUUGCUUUCAUAUCUCUUCUUUUUGCUCUAGUAUCGUACGCAACGGAAUUAAUUGCGUCCUUUCAGCCUGAUGUCUUUCUUUCCACGUACUGCCAAUUUAUGAACGUUAAGUUCACAAAUGGACGGUCUACAGACCAUCAACUAACGCAUACCUAUGUACAUAUUGCGCAUGGGUGAAGUAAAAGGCACAAUUCUUUUAGCCCAUUGGAAGUAUUAUAUGUAUUAUAUGUAAUAUUAAUAAUGAAUGUGAUGAACUACAAUAUAUUUAUAGAAAGUUAAUGCUCUUUGUAUAAUUGUAUAGUUUUAGAGCGUAAGACAAAAUUAGUUAGUUUAUGGUCUGAAAGUGUAUGAUACAUAAAACUGUUUUACAUUUCCGAUUUUUAAUAAAUCUUAAGUUUUGGCCCGA